AUGAAUCUCUCUCACCUUAGAGAUCUUGAGGGACGAGAUCGGUCUGCAAAGCGGAUCCGAGCCGGAGAAUCCUUCCGUCUCCACGUCCGGCCAAAGCAGGAAUUCGUAGCGCUUCUAAUCCGGCGGAGAGAGGAGCAAGGAGACCCCUUUUUGCCUGAUCCGGAGCAGCAAGAGGCGGAGCAGAAGCAGCAGGAGCGCUACGAAUUCCUGCUUUGGCCGGACGUGGAGACGGAAGGAUUUUCCGGCUCGGAUCCGCUUUGCUCACCGAUCUCGUCCCUCAAGAUCUCUAAGCACUUGCCACGGUGCGGCUGCUUCUGGAGAAGGAGAGUGGUCCCUCUCAACAGGAGUGGAGCCAUGGCUGAGGAGAGGUACAGGAAGAGGAUCCGGAGUGAAGUCACCUGCUCCAUCUGCCUCAGUUACUUCACGCGUCCGGUGGAACUGGGCUGCAGGCACAACUUCUGUGAAAGCUGCAUCUUGAGGUGCUGGGAGGAGUCUGGUAAGAAAACCAGGUGCCCCGAGUGCAGAAAGGCUGUAAAAACAGACUACACGCGAAACAGGCUUCUCACAAAUAUGGUCGGAAUCAUCAGUGAGUGGGAUCAUUUUGAGGAGAGAGAUACUCAAAGGAGGCGCUCAGAAUGUCAGAGGCACCAGAAGACCCUGGACCUCUUUUGCCGGGAUGAUGAAGGCCCCUUUUGUGGGGAGUGUGACAUAUCCCAAGGGCACAGCGGCCACAGGGUGGUUCCUGUGGAAGAAGCCUUCCAAGACUACAAGGAUCAGCUCUGCGGGUUCCUGAAGACUCUGAAGAAGGAGGAGGCAGAAAUUCGGGCGAAAAAAACAUGGACAGGAGAUAAAAGUUUAUUCUUGGUUCCUGUUUUUCUUUCCACAUGUUUCUUCCAGAGAAAAGUAAUAUCAGCUAGGCAGAAGAUGAAGGGUGAGUUUAAGGAGCUACACUUGUUUUUGGAAAAAUGGGAAAACCAGCUGCUGAAGCAGAUGGAAGAGUUGGAGGAUGAGAUUGCGAGGAAAUCGAAUGAGCAGCUGGGCUGGCUCUCCAGAGAACUCGACUCUCUUCAAAAUAUCAUCCGGGAGCUGGAGGAGAAGCUUCAGCAGCCCCCCAGUGAAUUCCUGCAGGAUGUUAGAAGCACUUUGCAGAGGCAUGAGGGGAGACAGGCAUUUGAGCCUCCCAACAUUUUCCCUCUUGAAUUGGUGUGGAAAGUUUGGGACCUCCAUGAUAUAAAUCCAUUUCUGGAAGCUGUCGUAGAGCAGUUCAAAGGCACUCUAACAUCAGGACUCUCUCUGCAGAAAGCAAGUGUAACUCUGGACCCGGACACCGCUCAUCCCAACCUGAUCCUGUCUGAGGAUCGUCGAAGUGCGAGGUGGGGAGAGGCACAUCAAGAGCUGCCGGACAAUCCCGAGAGAUUCAGCGGACGUCCCUUCGUGCUGGGGUGUGAGGAGUUUACAGCAGGGAGGCACUACUGGGAAGUCACCAUAGGAACUGACGACAUCUGGGCUGUGGGGGUUGCCCGAAAGUCUGUGAGGAGAAAGGGCUUGGACAGCUUUUACCCUGGUGUAGGCAUCUGGGGAAUGGGGCAGACAGAUGGCAAGGGCAGGUCUACCCGCCGCUCUCUGCCGCCUCCUGCGCCAAAGCUGAGGAGGUUCCGGGCGACUGUUAACUAUGCAGGGCGCCAAAUUCUCUUUUUUGAUGCUGAUACAGGAGAAUUACUCAAUACCUUUGCAAACGCUGAAUUCUCUGGGGAGCCCCUUCUGCCCAUCUUUUGCAUGGGGCCAGAAACUUGCUUUGAACUGCCUCCGGUGACACACUAGUCUGGCCACCCCUCCAGAAAAGGAAGAGAAAUGUGUGGAAAAGUAACUUGCAGAUCGUUUCUUGAUUUUUUAAAAAAUCAAAGGAUUGUGUGCGCUUCUGUGUGUAGAUGGCAUUAAAGAGAUGACAAGUG
Podarcis raffonei (Aeolian wall lizard) is the source of this 1952-nucleotide messenger RNA. RefSeq names its product E3 ubiquitin-protein ligase TRIM11-like. The transcript is spliced from 10 exons. The record is from RefSeq and is a predicted model, not a curated record. Gene Ontology annotation, molecular function: protein binding; zinc ion binding. The coding region runs from base 1 to 1821 and encodes 606 amino acids. NCBI's taxonomy places the organism in Eukaryota, Metazoa, Chordata, Lepidosauria, Squamata, Lacertidae.